Messenger RNA from Trichoderma virens Gv29-8, 1089 nucleotides. RefSeq lists its product as uncharacterized. NCBI's taxonomy places the organism in Eukaryota, Fungi, Ascomycota, Sordariomycetes, Hypocreales, Hypocreaceae. Bases 1 to 1089 code for a protein of 362 amino acids. The transcript has a single exon. The record is from RefSeq and is a predicted model, not a curated record.
AUGCAGGCCCUCGUCGUCAAAGGCCCCGGUGAUGGUGCUGUUGAAACUAUUGCCGUUCCACAGCCGGGACCCGGUAGCAUUAUCGUCCGUGUUCUCGAUGUGCUCUUAUACAAGGCCACCCCCGACUUCUUCUACGGCGCCCAAACCGACGCCGGCAUGACACUACCUUAUCCUUUGGUUUUUGGUGGUGCCGCUAUUGGUCGCGUCGCAGCCAUUGGGUCAGACUCCACAGCAUUUAGUCCAGGCCAGCUUGUGCUUAUUGAGCCCCAUCUCCGCGCCCGCGACGAUCCUAACAUAGCCGUGGUAUGGGGCGGUUACGAUGGCUUCGAUCAACGCACCAAGCAGUUUGUUAAGAACAACUGGCGUGACGGCAGCUGGGCCGAGUAUGUUCGCGCCCCAUUGGAGAAUACGUGGGCCCUGAGUGAGGACAAACUCAUUGGGAAACUAGGGCUCCAGACCCAGCAUCUGUUGCACUUGGGCUAUCUACCCGUUCUGUACGCAGGACUUCGAAGGAUUGAUGUUCAAGCUGGGGAAACAAUCCUGAUAUGCCCAGCAACCGGCAUUUUUAGCAAUGGCGCUAUUGCUAUUGCCCGGGCCAUUGGACUCAACGUUAUUGCUGGAGGCCGCAAUACCGAGAGCCUGGAAGCUCUCAAGGCCCGUUUCCCAGGAAUCCAAACCGUUCAACUUAAAGGUGAACCGGAAGAUGAUAGCGCUAUCCAGUCUCUAGGUCCAAUUGAUGCCUUUGUCGACGUGGGACCGGCGGCUGCUACCGGAACCUCUUACCUCAGCUCUUGCAUUCUCUCCGUUCGCAAAGGAGGCCGUGUGUGUCUCAUGGGCGGUCGAGGGGACACUGUGCUGCCGAUUCCAUAUUUAUUUAUGAUGUUUAAUAACAUUACUGUACGGGGUUCGCUUAUGUACGAUGCUGAACAUGUUCGGGGAGUUAUUCAGCUGGCUGAAUCGGGCAUAUUGAAGCUUGGUGCAGAGAGUGGCCUCGGGAUCUUGGCGACUUAUUCGCUUAGAGACUACGCCAACGCCCUGGAAAGGGCAAAGAGCUGCUCGGAAGGGAACAUUGUUGUUGUGAAACCAUGA